GGUGAUUCCGCGAGCCUCUGAUUGUUUGAUAGCAAACUGUAUACAUGCCUGUUUCCGUGCAGGAUUUUGAAUGUGGCGGCGCUCACCUGCGGACGCCGACUCGAUCAAGGGGCAGUCUGCAUUAAGCAUUUACAACGUGGCGGUAGCUCUUGCACAAUCACAAACACUGGUCAGCCGAUCAGCAGUGGCUAGGUCUCUACGACACCGUGAGCGUUGCACUCAGAAGAGGACUGGAAGGGACCAGGUCGUUUUGGCGUUGAUCCAAUCAUUGGCGUAUCAUUCCGCGGCCAUGGCCUGCUCGCACCCUAGAGCUCAAUUUGGACAAGCUGAGGGAGAAUGGCAAUGAUCAUUUCACCGACGUAAUCUCCAUGAUCGACGCCAAUCCCCGACCUCUUGUCAUAUAUGAACAAGCAUGCAAAUGAACUGUUUGGGGCUUCCCUCGUUCCUUUCGUCUCUCCCAAGUGGCCGUCUUCCCUUUUCCCCGCUUAUCCGACAUGGUUCGCAUUAUGACGGGGCCCCUGGAAAACAUCUUUGGUGGCUUUUUCGUCGGGAACGCUGUCGCUACGUUUCUCUUUGGGAUACUCACAGUACAGGUUGCCCUUUACUACAACCGUUUCCCUCAGGAUGGUAGAUGGACGCGGCGAGCGGUCGGAUUUCUCUGGGCUGUCAUUCUAUUUCAAACGGUCUGCAUGACUAAAAUGAUUUGGUGGUUGCACAUCCAAAAUUAUUUCAAUCCACGCGCAUUGGCAACAGCGCAAUGGGAGGGUACAUCAUAUCACCUCUCCACAACAGUUGGGUCCCUUGUCGUUCAGUCUUUCUUUGUGUUUCGUAUUUGGAGCCUUUCUGCGAACAUUUGUGUCGCAGCACCCCUACAAGCCCUUGUUAUCAUGCAGUUCGCUUUUGCCACAGCACUUUCAACUCUGGCGAACAUAUCAUUAUCCCUCGAAGAAAUCUCCCAUAGGUGGAAUUGGUUAUCUAAGCUUUGGCUAACGACGCAGGCAACAUGUGACGCUCUAAUUGCAAUAUUGACCACAUUCCUGCUCUGGUACCGCAAGACUGGUUUCAAAAAGACGGACAGAGCCAUCAACACGAUGGUGUAUUGGUCCAUAGCCACGGGUAGCGCGACCUGUCUUCAAACCAUUAUUUUGAUAAGUCAUGAUUUUAGUAUGCCCACCAUGGUUUUACAUUUAGCACUCUCGUACUCGGAAUGACCCUUAGUCCCAUGUAUCCCAUAUCAAUGCUCGCAAACUUGCACAUGCGGUCAAGAGCACGAAAGCAGUUGCUUGCGCCCACACUCCCUCAAGACAGACUAGAUAACUCUCUCGAGGCAUUACGAU
This is a messenger RNA of Cantharellus anzutake, 1337 nucleotides long. RefSeq lists its product as uncharacterized. Lineage: Eukaryota; Fungi; Basidiomycota; Agaricomycetes; Cantharellales; Hydnaceae. Bases 495 to 1211 code for a protein of 238 amino acids. The transcript has 16 exons. The record is from RefSeq and is a predicted model, not a curated record.